AAUACAGUAAAUGUUCUGGUUAAUGUCCCUUCCAGCACAACUAUCCCUUGUACUUGAGGAUUUACAUUUAUCUGUACUUUGACUUUACUGCAGUUGUGGAUCUAAGUUUUUCUUCCACCGGAUUCUGGAGCAGCUUGACGUUUGCUCUCGGCCUCGUCUACUUGGGUUUUAUUGUGAAACGUCGAGUCGGAAGUCACGUGUUUUGUAGUCCUGUAGCUCGGUGGUGUUGUAACGUGAAGUAAGGUCACACCGGAUGCUAACCGGAGCUAACAGCAGCUAACAACAGCUAACAGCAGCUAACCGGAGCUAACAGCAGCUAGCCCGAGCUAACACACUUUCUGUCUCCGGUGAUUUUUAAUGAUGAUCAACGAUCAGAUGAAACAUUAAAAAAAAACGUCAGGCCGUGAAACGUCGGUGCUUCCGGUCAAACAGUGUUUCCUAAAGUCGUCAACCUGACUCACUUCCUGUCUGUCAUCUCUAACCUGACCCCAGGUGGUGCUCAGGGAUCCCUUCAGUCAGACUAGUGGCCAUUAGAGGAACUGCUGGUGUUCCUCUCAACCCCAGGUCAGCUGAUUCCUGAGGAUGGCACGUCACAGUAAACUGCAGAAGCAGAUCCUGGCUCUGUACCGUCACUUCCUGCGGGCCGGGCAGGACAAACCGGGCUUCAUCCCCCGGAUCCAAGACGAGUUCAGGGUGAACGCUCGCAUCAAGAAGACGGAUGUGAUGCACAUCGAGUAUCUGUACCGGCGAGGACAGAGGCAGCUGGAGCAGCUGAAGGACGUCAACACCAAACAGCUAGGCUCCUUCUCCAAACCCCACGACCAGAGCUGACCUCCGACCUGCAGCCACGUCAUGUGACCUCAAACACCAACGGAUACCUCACAAACACGCUGCGUUCAAGUACAGCAGGAACUGGAGAGCUCAGUGUGAAGAACAGGCGAUGUGAUAAAUGUAGAACUUGGAGACUUCAAGUGACUAUGGG
Molecule: messenger RNA, 982 nt
Organism: Pleuronectes platessa (European plaice)
Lineage: Eukaryota; Metazoa; Chordata; Actinopteri; Pleuronectiformes; Pleuronectidae
Gene: sdhaf1
Product: succinate dehydrogenase complex assembly factor 1
Exons: 2
Coding region: 583-831 (82 amino acids)
Biological process (GO): mitochondrial respiratory chain complex II assembly
Cellular component (GO): mitochondrion
Source: RefSeq, a predicted model, not a curated record